AUGGAACGGAUCCCCCUCGACCAAGCUUUCGAGUUCUUCUGCGACGGAGCAUCAAGUUCCGGACCGUAUUGGGACCAUGUUUUGGGGUAUUGGAAAGCAAGUUUGGAUCAACCAGACAGAAUCUUGUUCUUGAAAUACGAAGACAUGAAGGAAAACACAGCUUUUUACACCAGGAAACUGGCCGAAUUCAUUGGAUAUGGAUUCACGUUGGAAGAAGAAGGAAAGGGGGUGGUGGGAAAGAUUGUAAGAAUGUGCAGUUUCGAUUAUCUACGCAACCUCGAAGUGAAUAAAAGUGGAAAAGUUGGGGAGAACACACCAUGGGAAAUGGAAAAUAAAGUAUUUUAUCGUAAAUCGACUGUGAAGGAUUGGGAAAAUUAUUUGACACCCGAGAUGGCUGCUCAUAUGGAUUUCAUAACCCAGCAGAAGCUGAGUGACUCGGCGUCUUCAGUUGUCGAGGUUUUGAUCAUUAGGGCUCUUAAAUGGCAUGGACAGAGAGGCAAUUUGCUUCUCAUGUUCAUAUUUCGAGGCUCAAUUUGCUUCCCUCUCAUGGCGUCCGGCAUAGGUUCCAAGAGAGAUCAAAGCUCUGAUGGUGAUGAAGAAGACGGCAUUUUCUCUACCCUUCCCGGACGAGAGAAGGUUUGA
Molecule: messenger RNA, 642 nt
Organism: Hibiscus syriacus
Lineage: Eukaryota; Viridiplantae; Streptophyta; Magnoliopsida; Malvales; Malvaceae
Product: cytosolic sulfotransferase 16-like
Exons: 3
Coding region: 1-642 (213 amino acids)
Biological process (GO): sulfation
Cellular component (GO): cytoplasm
Molecular function (GO): sulfotransferase activity
Source: RefSeq, a predicted model, not a curated record